AUGGCCAACACAGCUUUGUCUUCAUCCCUGCCUUCUACUUUUGCGGAUGACUUAGGAAAGGCAUUCGUCGAGAUCAACGUGGGAGAAGAUGACCAAAUUUCCAAAUCUUACACGGUGCACAAAGCCAUGUUGCUCGCACAAUGCAGUCACAUUCGAACAAUGGUUAAAAUAGCAUUGUUCGGGGGGCCUGAUCAGAUCUUUUGGCUGGAAGAGGAUGCUGGAGCUGUUGCUCUUCUCGUUGCUUUCCUCUACAAGGGCUCCGUUCCAGUCUUCGAUGAGAGGAAUGGGAAGCUUUCAGCCUCCAGCUAUACGCAAUGUCAGCGGUCGAAAACCUUGGUUGAAAUGCCUAAGAUAGACCAAUCUCUCAUCGACGCCUUCGAUGAUAUUGACAGGACAGACAUCGUCGAACCUCCGUGGCUGGCGCAGGCCUUUGAGAUAGACGAGGAAGAGCGACUGAAGAGCGUCGAGCGCAGUAACAGAGAGCGUCGUCGAUGGAUGGCUCUUCAUAGACCCUCGAUCACAGUACCAGCAAACCUCGUCCCCGUCGAAGCCGACGACGACAUCAACCAUUACCAGACGACACUCCUUCGCCUCUGCUUCCUUGCCGAGAAGAUCCCCUGGCCUAAACUAUUUAAUGCCUCUAUCAAGUCAUACAUCGAGGGCGAAGCUAGGCUCUGUCGUUUGAUCCCUACGAAUUGUGUCCUUCUGAUCUAUGAGCAUACUGCUGCUGGAUCCAAGUUGAGAGACAUGGUUCUGGAUGUUAUCUCUACUGCUAGUGGAAAAGCCAAUGUCGAUAUGGCAACAUACACGGCUUAUGCACAGAAGAAUCGAGCCUUCAUGACAGACGUGUUUGCGAGAUUGUCUGGCCCGAAGUUUGAGUUUGAGUCGGUAUUGGAGGCUGCGGAUGACGGCGUCAAUGAUCUGUUGGAGAAAGCGGAGGGAGAGAGGACGGAUGGCAGCGUUGCUGUUUCCGGUGAGAGUGAAAUGGAGGAUCAUUAG
Molecule: messenger RNA, 999 nt
Organism: Mollisia scopiformis
Lineage: Eukaryota; Fungi; Ascomycota; Leotiomycetes; Helotiales; Mollisiaceae
Exons: 3
Coding region: 1-999 (332 amino acids)
Source: RefSeq, a predicted model, not a curated record